UUUUCGCGAAUUCCUUCGAUUUCGUUAGAAUUUCGGGCUUCUCAGUGAUUAAUCGAAUUUAAACAGUGUAUUUUAAUUACUCCACAUAAUUCCAAGAAUAAUGACAUCGAACAGAAACAAACAUCAAGUCAUUCAACGCAGUAGAACCUUCACUUCACCACUUCACCAGAGCUCAUCAAGUCUCAACCACAACCACUUGUUGUAUAUAAGUAAGUACCUAUGGAAUGGAUAUUCUGCUCAUCUGCGUCAUAGUUCUACAACUUCCAAGUUCAAUAUGUGACAGUCGAAUGGUUCGAUAUCCAAAGUAGCAGUGACGAAUACAAUUCAAAGGUAAAACACCGAAUUCUUCUAGCCAAUAGAACGAUGGUCUCAUAUUCGUGUGGAUCUUCUUCCUACGGUUAUCAAUGUCUACUUAAGUGAAAUUCUCAACCUGUUGAAGCUAAUUCACGAAGACAAAUCUGCAGUCAUCUGAGUAAAAAUGUGGGUCAAUUGUGCAUCUUCUUCGCUUCAACAUGCAGUUUUUGAUUUUUCGCGUAAAAUGGAGGAUGUUUUCGUGAAAAUUUGAUAAGCUACACGUGCGGUGGUGAUAUUUUUUGCAAAAUGACUGACUCGUUGCGUAAACGAAUCGUGUUCGUGAUCGCGUUGACGAUAAUACGAGUCGCUUUCAGCUACCCGGAGUACGAAUGGGAUGACCUGGAAGAAGGCGGCGACGAAGCUGGAGCAGUGAUACAUGUGGAAUCUGUUCUGGGACGUGUUGCUAAUCUACCUUGUGAUAUCGAGUCUUCUGUCAAGGAUCAUCGAGUGUAUAUGGUGCUGUGGUUCAGGGAAAGUGCCGGGAAACCUAUUUAUAGUUUUGACGUCAGAGGUAGACCAUUUGAUAAAGCUAUUCGAUGGUCGGAUCAGAACACAUUUGGACCCAGGGCGAAUUUCGUAACCGUCAAAUACCCUGCUAGUUUACAACUAGAAAAUGUUCAAUUAGACGACGAAGGAGUAUACCGUUGCCGAGUAGAUUUUCGAAACGCUCCAACUCGAAAUUUUCAAAUCAAUUUGACAGUUAUCGUGCCACCUCAUCAAGUGAUAAUUUACGAUAGUUCGGGACGCGAGCUUACCACUGUUGUGGGACCAUUGACCGAAGGAGCGGAUGCUUUUUUAACGUGCGAAGUUCGUGGUGGUAAACCGAUACCGAUGGUUAGCUGGUACAUGGAGAACACGGUGAUCGAAAGUCAUACAACGUCUUCGGAAGGAAAAGUGGUCACUAGCAAGAUAGAUAUUCCAAAUGUAUCCAGAUCGUUUCUAAAUCGAACGUACACGUGUCAGGCGACAAAUACGAAUCUGAUUAAACCGAAUCGUAAAACAGUUCGAAUCGAAUUGCAUCUGCGGCCUCUAUCGGUGAAGAUACUAGAAAAACCUCUGUACCUGGUGACCAACGACGAGUACACGUUGACCUGCGAGGUGACAGGAUCUCGACCUCAUGCCAGAUUAACAUGGUGGAAAGCGGAAAGUCGAUUUAAUCGGACUAAAAUCGUGGAAAGGAAAAACGAAACUGUUUCGUACACUUCAAUUACGUUCGCGCCCAGACCGGAAGACAACGGUCAUUUGUUAAAAUGUCGCGCCGAAAAUCCAAUGCUCACUAACGCAACGCUAGAAGACUUCAUCAUGUUGAACGUGUUAUAUCCGCCAAUUGUGUCGUUACAUUUUGGAAACUCGCUGAAUCCGAAGAAUAUCAAAGAAAACGACGAUGUGUAUUUCGAGUGUAAGGUUAGAUCAAAUCCAGGUCAGCAUAGGAUCACGUGGUUUCAUAACGGCAACGUAGUAACUCAGAAUGUGUCUUCCGGAAUUAUCUUGAGCACUCAAAGUUUAGUAUUACAAGGAGUCUCGUAUCUCAGCUCAGGCAAAUACGUUUGCCAGGCGGCCAACGAACGAGGCGAAACAUCCAGCGAACCUACACAUUUACGGGUGCAAUAUGUGCCGAAAUGUAAAAAACCAGAAUUAACUAUAAUAGGAGCAUCGUUGGGCGAAGUUCUAUAUGUGCUGUGUCAAGUGGACGCCGAUCCAAACAAAGUGAAAUUUUUGUGGCAGUUUAAUAACAGCGCAGGAGAAAGCACUAAAGUUUCGAAUUCAAUGUAUAAAACAAUUAAUAAGACUACCAGCGAGCUGACGUAUAAACCUUUGUCGGAUUUGGACUAUGGGACGUUGAUUUGUUGGGCUGAUAAUACGAUUGGAAGACAACUAGAGCCUUGUGUGUUUCAUCUGGUACCAGCUGCGAGACCAUCGCGACUAUUCAACUGCUCGUUCGACCUGAUGGAAAACCUGACCAUCACGUUGUUGAAAAUUGAAUGCAUUCCCGGCUACGACGGAGGCCUUCAGCAAAUCUUCCACUUGGAAGUUUACCAAUCCGAUUCAGCACUGAUGAACGUAUCGAACGACUUGCCCGUCUUCUACGUGGACAUGAACGCCUUAAACGUAGUGGACGCUGCUCUUCUACAAAUCGUCAUUUACGCUACGAAUUUCAAAGGCAAAGGCGAAUCGGUUAUUUUGAAAGGGGUCAAUUUCGAAAACGCCGAAAAAAGAACAGAAUGGAUGCGAAAAGAGAGCUCCAGUAACGGCGUUUCCACCAUGUUAGCGUGUACAAUUACGGUAAUUACGUUGGCUAUUCUUCUGAUGGCAUUCGCGUUGGUAAAAUUAUGACAAAGAUUUUACGUCGAAGCGUCUCGAUACGACGCUGGUACACAGAACGAAGUGAAACACGUUCAAUUACCUGUUAAAGCUGAUAAUCAGAAUUACACUAUUGCCUACAGCAUAGUGCCCAAUUUAAAACAACCCGAUAUUUUAAAUAGGGUUUCAGCUGAUCAAUAUCAAUCUCAUAAUAAUACGAUGAAAAACGCUCAAAGAGAUUUCAUCAUCGACUCCAGUGAGACUCAUGGUAGACUGACAGCUAAUAAAUUUGAAGUAUUACGCAGCAGCGGUAGCGGCAGCGGCAGCAACGUCGGUGGCAGCCACAGCGUCGCCAGCGUCGUCGGCAAUCAUACGGAUAUAGUAAACCGUUCGAACGAAUUACAUUUGCCAGAAUCGGCGACCACUUGUCAUAAAGUAGAAGCGGACGGUCUAAUAUUACCUAAUUCGUUUUCAAUACCAGGACCAGAAAGUUGUGUGUAAAAACGAUCCAUUCAGAGAUACCUACCUUGUGCCGCAGAAUUGCAAUUUUUAAACUCGCACAUAGGUACACGCACAUGGACUGGAUGAAACAAAUUUUUUUGUAUCGCGAAUUUCCCUCCCUCCUUUUACCUCCCCAUUUACCUACCUAAUCCCAAUCCUACAUUUUUAGCUCCUUUUUCAACCCUUUGUUUCGUGUACGUACGUUUUCUCAAUGGAUUAUUUAUACUUUUGUACGUUGUAUUGUGUAUUAAUUUAUUCGAUUUUUUUUUCUCUCUCUCGAUGUAUGAAAAUGUAUAUUUUUCUGAUUUUUCUUUCUUUCUCAUCAUCUUCCCGCGAUCCUGACGUAUAUGUAACUUAUACUCGAUGUUUGUGGAUGGAAAAUUUUCACAAUUCCUCGAAGAAAUAAGCACACUGAUGCGCUCUAUGGGCGUUUGAGUGUCUUAAUGUUCUUCGAAUCGACGAUGUUGUUAUAUUACUCGUAUUAUUGUUGUUUCUAUAUUUUGUUGUUUGUCUGUGUAUGUGUGUUUUGAAUGCGAUUUUGUAGAGAAUUCCCCCCCCCCUGUUUUUUUUUUCAACUUCGAUUUCAGUGGCGAUUUUUUUGCAGUCUUUCAGUGUGAGAACGGACUCGAUUUAGAGUCUAAAUCUUCUUUAGGUAAAUUUUUCCUCGUUUUAGCGUAAUUAUUUAUUUAUUGAUCCCCCUCUCUAUUUUUUUUGUUAUGUAUUACGAAUUGAGAAACGAGUAUAUAAAUUGUGUUUUUAAUGAAUUUUUUUCAAAUAAACAAUUUUUUACGUAAA
Molecule: messenger RNA, 3951 nt
Organism: Planococcus citri (citrus mealybug)
Lineage: Eukaryota; Metazoa; Arthropoda; Insecta; Hemiptera; Pseudococcidae
Product: hemicentin-1-like
Exons: 17
Coding region: 601-2688 (695 amino acids)
Source: RefSeq, a predicted model, not a curated record